GCACUAGACCAACCACUCACCGGGCAAACAAGUAUUGGUGCCAGAGCCUGCUGUGGGUUCCAAGGCUGCUUUUGCAGAGACAGGACCAUGCACCGGCCCCGGGUCGCCGUGGUGGGGGCCGGCGUGGUGGGGCUCUCCACCGCCCUGUGCCUUUCCCAGCUGGGCCCACCGUGUACCGUCAUGGUCGUCGCAGACAAGGUCACUCCUCACACCACCAGCGACGUGGCAGCCGGGAUGCUCAUUCCUCACACGUAUCCAGACAUACCCAUUCCCAAGCAGAAGCAGUGGUUUAGAGAGACCUUUGAUCAUCUAUUUGCAAUUGCCAAUUCUGCAGAAGCUGAAGAUGCUGGUGUUCAUCUGGUAUCUGGUUGGCAGAUAUUUCGGAGUGUUCCUACUGAGGAAGUGCCAUUCUGGGCCGAUGUGGUUCUGGGGUUUCGAAGAAUGACCGAGGCUGAACUGAAGAAAUUCCCCCAGCAUGUGUUCGGUUACACUUUCACGACUCUGAAGUGUGAAAGCUCUACCUACCUCUCAUGGUUGGAGAAGAGGUUAAGAGCAAGCGGGGUCCCGAUCGUCAGCCGGCGCCUGGGAGACCUGUGGGAGCUGCACCCCGCCUUCGACGUCGUGGUCAACUGCUCGGGCCUGGGCAGCCGGCGGCUUGCGGGCGACGCCGAGGUCCUCCCGGUGCGCGGCCAGGUGCUGCGCGUGCGCGCCCCGUGGCUGAAGCAUUUCGUCCGGGAGGGGGCCGGGCUCACCUACGUCUACCCGGGCGCCUCCGACGUGGUGCUGGGCGGAACGAGGCAGGAGGGGGACUGGAACCUGUCCCCCGAUGCCGAGACCAGCAGGGACAUCUUUUCCCGUUGCUGCGCCCUGGAGCCGUCGCUGCGCGGAGCGGCCGGGCUGCGGGAGCAGGUGGGCCUGCGGCCGGGCGGGCGCGGGGUGCGGCUGCAGGCGGAGCGGGUGCGCGGCGCGGCGGGGACGCUGCGGGUGGUCCACCACUACGGCCACCGCGGCGGCGGCGUCGCGGUGCACUGGGGCGCCGCCCUGGAGGCCGCGCGGCUGGCCCGCAGCUGCAAUUUGGGUGGGGAGCGCUGUGGAGUAGAAGGUGGAAGCGUCUGGGACAUCCACACGUAUCGGGGCUCUGCUGGAGUUGGAAGUGCCUGUCGACAGAGGUGUGGUGUGCAGAGCGUGGACACGUCGAAGGUACAUUUUGCUGAGGGUGGGUCGCACCUUCUCCUGUUAGGGCUAAUGGAAGAGGAGAUGCUCAUAUGCAGAGAUGUGAAGGAGGAGGACAAAAUCAAGAUUAUCUUGAGAGUUCAUCGGCUUUUAAGGGUUUCAAGGAAAAGACACUUUAGACACUUGGCUAUCCUACAGCAGUGCUCUGAGGCUAUUCCCAGUGCCUUCUGUGAGGCUGCAGCCAAAGCAAGAGGAUUUAUCCUGAAGCAAUUAUGCUGCACCAUCACCUAA
Messenger RNA from Nyctereutes procyonoides (raccoon dog), 1464 nucleotides. RefSeq names its product D-aspartate oxidase (gene DDO). NCBI's taxonomy places the organism in Eukaryota, Metazoa, Chordata, Mammalia, Carnivora, Canidae. Gene Ontology annotation, molecular function: FAD binding; D-amino-acid oxidase activity. Bases 88 to 1464 code for a protein of 458 amino acids. The transcript is spliced from 7 exons. The record is from RefSeq and is a predicted model, not a curated record.